AUGGACGUCAGUGCUUCAGUCUGGGUUUUGGACCAUGAAGAAUGGCAUGAAGCAGUUAUUGUAGCACCUGUGGAUACUUCUUCUGGUCUUGUAGAGUGUGCUUUUGAGCUUGAAGCUAAGGACGAAACUCUUGGGAUGUCGGAGAGUGAAGAACAUGUUGGUAGUUCUCAAGACUGUCAAGACGGAAUGGCACGUAAACGUCAUAAUUCGAUACGACGGACUGUAUCGAUUGCUGCAGAUUUUGUACUACCACGUAAUCAAGGAGAGCUUUAUCAUACAGUACAGGACUUGACAAAGCUUGUACAUUUACAUGAACCAGCUAUUUUACAAGUUUUGAAACAUCGUUUCUUUCAUGGAGAAAUUUAUACCAGCACGGGACAGAUUCUUGUUGCUAUGAACCCAUUUCGAAGACUUGCACUGUACUCGGACGAUAUUAAGGACCAGUAUUAUAAACUGGGAGGAGAUGCAGAAGCAGACAAGAGCUUUUUAUCACCACAUGUGUAUUCUGUUGCCGAUAAGGCAUUCCGAACAAUGCUUGUACCGCAAACAAGUGACAAGAAGACAGACCAGACAAUUCUUGUAAGUGGUGAAAGUGGUGCUGGUAAGACUGAGACUACGAAGCUCAUUAUGAACUAUUUGGCCUAUGUCUCAACUAAACGCACACGCCGCGUGAUGCAAUCGAGCAAUUCGGGCCAACCGACGAUUCACGAUCGAGUACUGGAGUCAAAUCCGAUUUUAGAAGCAUUUGGGAAUGCUAGAACCACGAGGAAUAAUAACUCCAGUCGUUUUGGUAAAUUCAUCAAGCUAGGGUUUACAUCGUCUGGUGAGAUGCUAGGCGCAUCUAUUUCCACGUACCUGUUGGAACGUGUGCGACUCGUAUCACAGGGCAAAGGUGAACGAAAUUACCAUGUUUUUUACGAAAUGUGUGGCGGCAGCUCUCCGUCUGAGCGUCAGGACCUGGCGCUACAAGACGUACACGAGUACGCGUAUUUAAAUCAGUCCGAGUGUUAUGAACGUCUGGACGGUGUGGUUGAUGCUGAAUCCUAUCACGUUACUCGACGAGCCAUGUCAAGCAUUGGCAUGAGUCCUGAUGAGCAGCUCAACGUGAUGAAGAUUGUCUCUGCAGUGCUGCACUUUGGUAAUGUAUGUUUCACAACGGCAACACGGAAUGGUGGAAAGGAUGAUGCUUCUGUCGUGAACAUGAGUGAGUGUGGUAAUAGCAUCCAAGCCAUUUGCUCGCUUCUUGGUGUGGAGGAGGAUGUACUACGGAGCACGCUGUGCACAAAGCAAAUCAAGGCUGGCGCAGAGUCCAUCACGACUCGCCUUCCGGUUGCGCAGGCGCUUUCAACUCGGGACUCUGUGGUAAAAACGCUUUACUCGAACCUAUUUAACUGGCUAGUGGGCCGCAUCAAUCGAAGUAUCGAGUACAAGGAAGAAGCAGGUGGUAAUCAAUUCAUUGGUGUUGUUGACAUUUUCGGUUUCGAGAUUUUUGAGCACAACCGCCUUGAGCAGUUGUGCAUCAAUUACGCCAACGAGAAGCUACAACAGUUGUUUGGCAGGUUUGUGUUCCGCAUGGAGCAAGAUCAGUACGUGGCGGAGGAAAUUCCGUGGCAGUUUGUGGACUACCCAAACAACGAUGUAUGUGUAGCGCUAGUGGAAAAGCGUCACACGGGCAUCUUCUCUCUUUUGGACGAACAGUGUCUGAUUCCGCGUGGUAACGACGAAAAGUUGGCCAAUAAGUAUUUUGAGUGUCUAGCGGAUAAGCACGAGAGCUUCUCAGUGACCCGACUUCAACGUGCCAAGGGCCAGUUUGUGAUUCACCAUUAUGCAGGAAAGGUCUGCUACAUGACGGAUGGCUUUUGUGAUAAAAACAAAGACCACAUGCACACGGAGGCAUUGGAUCUACUGCGCACCUCCAAGUCUUCUUUUGUACGUGCUUGCUUUGAGAACAAUGCUAAUGCUCCUGGUAGCGCCAGCCCAAAGAACGGUCGGAUAGAGUCUCGCAGUAGUGACGGUAAUCGUCGCCGAUCUGGCGGUAUUUUGUCAUCCACGGUCGUGGCGCAAUUCAAGAGUCAGUUGGGCUCCCUUUUGGAAGUGUUAAACGCUACGGAACCUCACUUCAUUCGUUGCAUUAAGCCAAACGACCAGGCGAGUGCGUCACAGUUCGAGCAACGACGUCUACUGGAGCAGCUACGCUGCAGUGGCGUUCUGGAAGCUGUCAAGAUUUCUCGCAGCGGCUACCCUGUGCGUUUUCCUCACGAUGUAUUUAUCAAAACGUACAGCUGCAUCUUGUCUGCGGUACCAAAGGCACAGGGGCAAUUGGAGAAAGAAGUGGCAGUGUUAUUGGUGGAUAAGCUGGCGGACAUACUCCAUGUUGUUACGGGCGCAAAACAUCCUCCGUUCCAGGUGGGCAAGACAAAAGUUUUUUGUGUUCUUGAAGCUCAUCAAGCUCUGGAAGCAGCACGGUCAAAGGCUUUGCACAAAACUGUUAUUACAGUACAGCGAUACUGUCUGGGCUACAGUGUGCGUUCUCGAUAUCAGCGUAAGCGUCGGUCCAGCGUUCGUAUCCAAGCAACCUGGCGCUCUUGGUCAUGCUGGCACCGCUACCAGCGAAUUAUACGCCAUCAACGUGCAGCAGUAAAGGUGCAAAGCACCACCCGUGGAUUCUUGACCAGGAAAAUGGUAAGGCGUAUGCAAGCGGCUAUUGCAAUCCAGUCUUUUGUGCGUGGAUGGCUUGUUCGACGUGAGUACAGCGCCAACACGUUGAGCUUCGAGCAUGACGUAUCGUAUGUGGGUUCACUGGACGAGCGUAGCACCACAGCGAGUUCAGAUUCUUUUUCGGAAUCCGUAUCUAUGAAAGACCGGAAGAAUACUACAAUCUCGUUUCAGAGUUCAGUGUCCACUAGUGACUACUCUGAUAAUGAUGGAAGCAUGAGUGUUCGUAGCAGCUUCCGUGCAUCAAGGAAGAAAAUGAUCGGCGAGUAUGAGCCGCCAAAGCGUGUUCCAAAUGAGUAUGAGAUCGUGUGGGAAUGUGGUCUGCUUGGCUUGUACUUCGAAAGCGACCCGCUAUCAGGAAUGCCUAUUGUACGCCGCGUUCACGAGAGUUUGAGCAACUGCGCCGACAUUUUCGAGGUUUCCCGCGGAGAUGUUCUUCUUGCUGUUGGGAAGGUGAAAGUAAAAAAGGGUGACAUUCGUCGUAUUUUGUCAUUACUUCAAGAAGUACAGAAGCCAGUGCGCUUGCAUUUCCUCCGCAACCCGACAGAAUCAUUUCGCCUGCGAUCAGGUUCGCUUGAGCUCCUUGGUGAAGAGGACUAUGAGGUGUUAUGGAAGGAAGGCGUUCCGCUCGGUCUAGGGUUCCGUCCCGACCCAAGCACUGGAUACCCGUGCGUUCUCCAGUCACAAGGGAACCAGCUUUUGCCUGGCAUGUUUAACGUACGAGCAGGCGAUCACUUGGUUUUCAUCAACGAGUUUUCGACACAGAGUGUGCGUUUCCAAAAGGUAAUUGACAUACUCGAAAGUGGUCCACGACCAGCAGUGCUGCGCUUUCGGCACACGGACCUCAUGGAAGAUCCGAGCCAGCAGUUUGAUCUAACGAAUCCAUUGGAGAGCUCGGUCGUGUCAAAUCCACAGGACGAUUUUAACAUAUUGAGGAGGUCACGCCUGACACGACCAUCGCGUGUGAGCAUGAACCCGAAGAAUGAUCACUCACUGUAUUACAUUACGUGGAAAGAGGAGGAUGGUCCGUUGGGCAUCGUUGUCAAACAGGAGAGCACAAGCUACUACCCACGUGUGAUAAAUGUAAAAAGCGAAGGUGCUGUUACACGCGAGUCACAAAAGAACCGCGUGGAAAUCGGUGAUGUUUUGCUGAGUAUCAACAACAACAAUAUCAGCAAGAUGGGCUUUGGUGCAGCAAUGAAGCUGUUGCAGAAGGGUCCCAAACCGCUUCUCUUGAUGUUUCAGCGCCCACGCAUGUCGAUGACAAUGUCGACAAGGAGUUGUAACCUGUAA
Molecule: messenger RNA, 4008 nt
Organism: Peronospora farinosa
Lineage: Eukaryota; Oomycota; Peronosporomycetes; Peronosporales; Peronosporaceae
Source: the annotation of a GenBank genome assembly